UGGAGAGCAAGACAUGGACAAAUCAACUUUUUAUUGGGGGAUUUAAAGCAUCUUGUUUUUUGUUUUUUCUGGCUUUACUCUUGUUUGAUAUCAUCAUCCCUGCUUGGCUCAUUGUUGGAUUAUUGGUUUCUUUUUGAGAAAACAGACCAAGUUGGCUACCUCUUUUAGUUCGUCUUUUGCUGGAGCAUCUUUGUAAGUUUGUUUUAUUCUUCAAUGCUACCAUGAGUUCUGCUGAUUCUAGCACAGGAAUUGACCUUCUCCAGGUCAGGAUUGAGUCCUUGAGCAACAAAAUGGACCGGCUCAUAAAUAUCCAGGAAAAAGUGCUCAGCCGGCUUGAUGGCAUGUCUCAGGAUAUUGAUGGAAUCGAGAGAGAUGUAGAAACUUUGAAAGUGGAAAAGGAGGAGAUCCAUUUACCUCCAGCCAUCCGUACAGGACCAGUCCAUGAGAUGAAGGAAAUGUGCCAAGAAAUGAACAGCAUCAUGUUGGCAGUAAAUCAUCGUUCUGAACAACAAACCCAGAAGCUGGAGGGAAUGGAGAGACUGGUGAUGAGCAUUCAGCAAGUAGUCAGCUUUAUUGGAGAGACUGUGAAAACUUCCAAAAUCAUGGAUAUUAUGUUCAAAGGGCCAGCUGCUCGGAAAAGCAAAAUGGAUUCAGCUCUCAGGUCCAAGGAUAGUAAAAGCAAGCAGAGUACCAAAAAGCAGUCCUCAGAUAACAGUGAGCUUGCCACUCCUAAGCUAAAGGAUCAUAAAGGUAAAGACGGGAAGUUUCAUCUUAGCAUCAAAGGCCUCAAAGCACAGAAGAAGAAACCACCUGAUUCAACAGAUACAGUCUCUUUGAGGAAACAGGCAUUGUUGCUUGAGGAAGUGCGGAAACUUAACCAAGAGAAUGCAGAACGCUCUGAAGUAUCCCAACAUCUUCAAGAUGGUGUGCAGAAAUCAGAUGAUGGUCUGCUUACUCCAAUCCAACAGGACCUCAUCUUGGAGGAGACCAAGGCCCCUACACCUGAGCAAGAGACAUACUCAGAAGAACAGAAGGAGGUCACUGUGGAGCUGAAAGAAAAGGAGAGAAAAGGUACAGAUCCAAAGACAGAAGACAUCCAAAGUGAAACACAACAAUUAUUGGAAGAUGGUAAGGAGAUACCACUAGAGACCACAUAUAUUCUCAAAGAUCAGGAGGUAGAAGAUGAAGAAGAGCAGACAGCUGAUGAGGGUCCUUCAGAACCCGACACUACCGACACAAAGGGACCUACGACUCCUGACAACUCACUGCAAAGCAGUGAGUCUGAGCAAGUGGAUGAGGUGACUACGAGCAGCAAACGACAUGUAACAGAGGAAGAUCUAGGGUUGGAGGACCAUAAGAAGAGCAGGGUGGAGGAAGGUCAAGAGGAAGGCAAGCAGGAGCCAGAGGAACCUGAAGAUCUGCGUGGUGUUUUUAAAGCUGAGGGUGUGGAGAUUGAGUUGGAUUUCAGUAAAAUUAAGGAGGGCUAUGAGGACGAAGAUGAAUAUCACAGUGAGCACUUCUUCAUUGACUGUACCCCACCUCCACCCGCUCCCUUCAGCCACCGCGUUGUGUCCGCCAAGCCCAACCAGAUAAACAACUUCUACACCAUCAACCGACAGGAGGUUCUUGGAGGAGGUCGAUUCGGUCAGGUGCACAAAUGCAUUGAAAAUUCUUCUGGACUCUCUUUGGCAGCUAAGAUAAUCAAAGCUAGAAGUCAAAAAGAAAAGGAGGUGGUGAAGAAUGAAAUUCAAGUUAUGAACCAGCUCGACCACGCCAACUUGAUACAACUCUACGCCGCAUACGAGUCCAGGAAUGACAUUAUCCUUGUACUUGAAUAUGUUGAUGGAGGAGAAUUGUUUGACAGGAUCAUUGAUGAGAACUACACGCUGACAGAGCUGGACACAGUGAUGUUCAUCAGACAGAUAUGUGAGGGCUUACGCUACAUGCACAAAAUGUACAUCCUCCAUCUGGACCUAAAGCCAGAGAACAUUCUUUGUGUCAGCAGAUUAACAAAUAAAAUCAAGAUCAUCGACUUUGGACUUGCUAGAAAAUACCAGCCCAGAGAGAAGUUACGAGUGAAUUUCGGUACGCCAGAAUUUCUCGCCCCAGAGGUGAUCAACUAUGAUUUUGUAUCCUUCAACACUGAUAUGUGGAGUUUGGGCGUUAUCACAUACAUGCUGCUCAGUGGUCUGUCACCGUUCCUCGGGGAUGAUGACAAUCAGACGCUAAAUAACAUCUUAGCCUGUCAGUGGAACUUUGAGGAGGACGAGUUCAUAGACAUCUCAAAAGAAGCCAAGGAUUUCAUUUCCAAACUGCUCAUUGUAGAUAAGAGUUGGAGGAUAGGAGCAUCGGAAGCGUUGAGGCAUCCCUGGCUGUCAGAUCCGACCGUUCACUUCCGCCUACGGGAGAAGAAAAAUAUGUGUCGUUCGCGCAGAAAUUCUUGCGUGCCUCCACCAGAUAGUUCAUAGGGACCAAGCCUGCUGUGCGACCAUGAGGAUUAUUGGACAUUAUAUUGUGAAGAGACAGAGAUUAUCAGAGAAGAUUGCCCUUUGCAUAAACCUGCUGUUGGCAUUUCUUAAUUUACAACUGCAUGUUCUGUGAAGUUGAUGCUAUGCUAGAAUGUGAAAUCGAGUCUUUAAUUUUGCUAAUAAUUAUCAGACUUCAUAACUCGUAAGAGAUUUUUAAAAAGUACAUUUCAUCUGUUGUUUUGAUGAGCUGGGCAGUUCACUUUAAUAGGCAACAUAACACAUACAUAACAACCCUAUAAUUAAUAUUAUAGUACUAUUAAUGUAUACAUACUGUAGCUACAUUAUUCCAUGCUGCUUAAGAAAAUAAGAGCUACACAGAAGAAGAAAUGUGCAACUGUAAAAAAGAAACAUAUUUGUGCCUAAAAUAAUAUCAAGUAAAACAUACAAAUUUGAUAAAGCACAGAUAAUACUAAAAUAAAUGACUCAAGGGCUUUUAGCUAUUAUAAAUGCAUGUUCAUCAAAAUGCAUUUGUCAAUUAUGAUAUUCACAUUUCAAAGCGUAAUGUACAUGUAAAUUGUCUAAUCAUUACAGUUUAUGUCUCGCACAGAAAAUCAACACGUGGUUGUACAAUUUUUAACUCUCUGAUAGAUCUCCGUCACAUUAAAGAAUAUUCCGGGUUCAACACAAGUUCAGUUCAAUCGACAGCAUUUGUAGCAUAAUGUUGAUUACCACAAAAAUGAGCUUCGACUUGUUCCUCCUUUUCUUUAAAAAAAGCACAAAUCUGUGUUCCAGUGAGACACUUAGUUUUAAUUAAGUUUUAAUUCUUCUGUUAAAACUCGUGUAUUAUUUGAGCUGUAAAGUUGAUUACAUUUUCAUUUUUACAGGCGUUUUAAGGUUUGAUGACAUUACAUCAUCAUGGUAAUGAAGUUGUAAAAUUGUCUAUAACUUUCCACAGAUGUGGUUAGUAAGUGAUUUAAUCACAGUAAAAUCAUGUUAACACACAUAUUGUUUAUGUCUUGUGUGUAUACUUUUGAAACAGUAUUUUAAUGUUUACUGAUUAUUGACCCCAUUGACUUCCAUUGUAAGUGUCUCACUGGAACACACAUUUGUGUUUUUUUUUUUUUUUUUUUUUUUAUAAAGAAAAGGA
Myxocyprinus asiaticus (Chinese sucker) is the source of this 3615-nucleotide messenger RNA. It is a transcript of the gene mylk4a, whose product is annotated as myosin light chain kinase family, member 4a. The transcript is spliced from 14 exons. NCBI's taxonomy places the organism in Eukaryota, Metazoa, Chordata, Actinopteri, Cypriniformes, Catostomidae. Bases 222 to 2468 code for a protein of 748 amino acids. Gene Ontology annotation, biological process: positive regulation of apoptotic process; protein phosphorylation; intracellular signal transduction. The record is from RefSeq and is a predicted model, not a curated record. Gene Ontology annotation, cellular component: nucleus; cytoplasm. Gene Ontology annotation, molecular function: ATP binding; protein serine/threonine kinase activity.